Molecule: messenger RNA, 2570 nt
Organism: Morus notabilis
Lineage: Eukaryota; Viridiplantae; Streptophyta; Magnoliopsida; Rosales; Moraceae
Product: serine/threonine protein phosphatase 2A 55 kDa regulatory subunit B beta isoform
Exons: 14
Coding region: 421-1971 (516 amino acids)
Biological process (GO): peptidyl-serine dephosphorylation
Cellular component (GO): cytosol; protein phosphatase type 2A complex
Molecular function (GO): protein binding; protein phosphatase regulator activity
Source: RefSeq, a predicted model, not a curated record
AAGAAGUGUGAGUGUUGUGUUGUGUUGUGUGUUUUGGGUCUCCAAAGCCAAAGAAAAGAAACAACAGUUUGCUCAGCCAUUUUAAUCCCCAAAAUUAUUAAAAUGCCAAUUUUCUCCUUCUAGAGAGAGUGAAGAGAAAAAGAAAAAAAAGAGUUUCCUGUUGGCCAUUUUUCUGGGUUUCCAAUGGUUGAAUUAGAAAAAACCCAUACAUCAUUGUGAAUAUUUAUUUAUUUUUAUUUUUAUUUAUCUAGUUCUGUAUCUAUAUUGGAUAUUAUGGGUUUUUUGGGCAGACGAAUCCGUGAUCUUGUAAACCCAGAAAAGCGAUCUUCGAUGCGGUGAUUGGAUUGGUCGGAUUUUUGGGGCGGUGCUUCUUUUUUUUUUUUUGUGGAAAAAAGUGUUGAUUCGUUUUGUUGGGAGAAAAUGAACGGUGGCGAUGAGGUCGUCGCAGCUCCGGCGGGCCCACCGCAGCCGCUGGAGUGGAAAUUCUCUCAGGUAUUCGGCGAGCGAACGGCCGGCGAAGAAGUACAGGAAGUUGAUAUUAUUUCAGCUAUUGAAUUUGAUACAAGUGGUGACUAUCUUGCUACCGGCGACCGUGGGGGCCGUGUCGUUCUGUUUGAGAGGACAGACUCAAAAGAUCUGGGUGACUCCAGAAGGGAUUUAGAGAGAACCGAUUACCCCAUUACUAGGCAUCCCGAGUUCCGUUAUAAAACGGAGUUUCAAAGCCAUGAACCUGAGUUUGAUUAUCUCAAGAGUUUGGAGAUAGAAGAAAAAAUCAACAAAAUAAGAUGGUGCCAAACAGCCAAUUCCGCCCUGUUUCUCCUAUCUACAAAUGACAAAACAAUUAAGUUUUGGAAGGUGCAAGAAAAGAAGGUCAAGAAAGUCUCUGACUACAAUCUGGAGCCUUCAAAAGCCGUGGGCAAUGGCAGCAUUGCUAGUUCAAGUAAUUCUAGUAGCCCUAAACCAUAUCUUGCAAAUGGUGGGAGCCCUGACAGAUUGAGUAGUGUCCUGAGCAAUGACUUUUCAUUUCCGUCUGAAGGCAUUCCAUCAUUACAUUUACCUGUGGUAGUAACUAGCCAAGAAACCAGCUUGGUUGCUAGAUGUCGAAGGGUUUAUGCUCACGCUCAUGACUAUCAUAUUAAUUCAAUUUCAAACAACAGUGAUGGUGAAACUUUCAUAUCGGCUGAUGACUUGCGAAUUAAUCUUUGGAAUUUGGAAAUUAGCAAUCAAAGUUUCAAUAUUGUUGAUGUGAAGCCUGCAAACAUGGAGGAUCUAACUGAGGUGAUAACAUCAGCUGAGUUCCAUCCCACUCAUUGUAAUACGUUAGCAUAUAGCAGUUCAAAAGGAUCAAUCCGACUCAUUGAUUUACGACAAUCAGCAUUAUGUGAUUCUCAUGCUAAAUUGUUUGAGGAACAGGAGGCACCUGGUUCUAGAUCAUUUUUCACAGAGAUCAUUGCUUCAAUUUCAGACAUCAAGUUUGGCAAGGAUGGGAGACACAUACUAAGUCGUGAUUACAUGACUCUUAAGUUGUGGGACAUCAACAUGGAUUCGGGUCCUGUCGCAACCUUCCAGGUUCAUGAAUAUUUAAGACCGAAGCUCUGUGAUUUAUAUGAAAAUGACUCGAUCUUCGAUAAGUUUGAGUGCUGUUUGAGUGGUGAUGGACUACGAGUUGCAACUGGCUCAUACAGCAAUCUCUUCCGUGUAUUUAGUUGUGCCCCAGGAAGUACUGAGGCAACGACUUUGGAAGCUAGCAAAAACCCAAUGAGGCGACAAGUUCAGACUCCUUCAAGGCCAGCCAGGUCCUUGAGCAGUAGUAUAACACGAGUCGUCAGACGAGGAGCAGAAAGCCCUGGUGUCGAUGCGAAUGGGAAUUCAUUCGAUUUCACGACAAAGUUGCUGCACCUAGCAUGGCACCCUACCGAAAACUCAAUAGCCUGUGCUGCCGCGAAUAGCUUGUACAUGUACUAUGCAUAAUGAUGAUCCAAGGAGGAAAGUAUAUUUGCUUGGGUUAACUUUUUUGGGUUGCUGUCGGAGAAGGCUUCUUUUCCCUUACCCCACCAACCACUGAAGGAGGCUACAUUAGUUCUCUCAAGAUUUCAAGGUGCCCCUUAAAAGAAUUCAUAGCACGUGAUUUUAAUGUUAAAGUUCAGGAAAUGGCUGUCUCAGAAUCGAGGACGAAGCGACCUGAUUUUGUUCCGGGUGGGCAGCGUCUCUUCAUGCUUCCACCCUCCCCCCAACCCCCCAAAAGUUUCUCUAGUUAUUUCUUUUACCCCUUUUCUCUCUCCCUUUUUCCCAUGCCUUCUUCUGAAAAAGAAGAUGCAUUCUUAUGUCUGAAAAUUCUGUUGGGUUGAAAUCAACAAGGAAAUGUGAUUGUAGCUCUCCUACAACAGUCAACAGGAUACUAAACGGAUGUUCCAUAUUUUGCCACUAGGUUUAAGAUGAAAAAAAUGUAGUUUAAUUUACUCAAAAAAUGGUUCCUUGGUGGGAUGGAGCUGUGGAAACUUGCAAUGAAUCAUUUUUUAUUGAUUCUUUUGUCAUGGUUGAUAUUUGAUUAUUUUAACAAUGUUUAUUUA